CUGAGCCACCAGCAUCCGGUUAUUAGUAGCCUGUCAGAGCGAAUGACAGCGGCCGGGUUUGAUUUGUUUUCCCGGAGCAAAACCGCUAGAAAGAAAGACGUGUUGUAUACUUCAGGAGGUGCAUUUUAAUCAAAACUAGCUCUUUAAAUCGCGGUUAAUUUCGGCUAGCUGAAAAAAAUGGCUAAAAACAAACAGCUGGAUGAAAACAAGCAGGACCGAGCUGUCAUCCUGUGAGGCAGCGUUAACUCACUGGCGCGACAAAAGCAUGUUAAGUACAGUUUUCCAGCUGUGGGUUUCUAUCUGUAGAUUUUACUUCAUAAGAUUAUUUUUUAGGAUAUAAAUCUGUCUAGGUUGUUUUUAUGACGUUUACAUGCAAAAAAGGACGUGUUUUGGUGUUGUAUCAGGCAGACAGAUUGAUUUAUAUACCCCAAACAUAUAAAAGCAAUUAAUAAAUCAGGACAGAAUAAAUUCCUGAGGUUGGUUUCUAUCAGUGCUGGAUUGUAGGUGAAGAAAAGAUCCAAAAGGAAGGGAAAGGUGUUAAUUCUUUUCUGCUGACCUGCACCUGGUUUCAUGUAAACCACCAGGUGUAUCUCUGUUCAGUUUGGUGGUAGAUGUGAGCUGUGUAGUUUGUGAGUAAUACUGUGUAACCAUGCUGGGGUAUCAGGUGUGUUAUGGUGGGUCUGGGGUUAGUCGCAGGUGAUGGAUGGAUGGAUGGAUGGAUGGACGGAGGCAAGCAGGUGUGCUGAAUCUCACAAGUAAGGGUUUAGGUUCAACAAGACCAUGUUUUACUUUAAUAAUCGUGUGAUUUAGAGUUGGUUUUAAAUAUUCCCAAGCAAAAACCACUAAGUUCAGAAAUCGUGGAACUCUGACCGAAUUUCAGGGUCCAAUCUGUGGCAUUGUUAUUGUUUUUAUUUUUCAUUCGUUCAUUUUUGUUUAUUUAUUGAUGUAUGUAUGGUGCUAAACGUUUAUAAGAGCGCUGAGUGAGCAGUCAUGAGUCCAAGCCCGUUGUCAUGACCCUGUAGCAUAUUAAUAAAGUUAAUAAAGGGGUUUGGACGCUUCAUUGGGCAAUGAUGAUGUCGCCCGUUUUCAUGCUGCUCCUGCUUGGGUUCUCCAUCCAACUCUCACAAAGCAUGAGCAGAGAGGAAAAGCACAAGCUGAGGAAUCAAGUGCUGGAGAUGUUCGACCACGCUUAUCAGAAUUAUAUGGACAAUGCCUACCCAGCAGAUGAACUGAUGCCUUUGACGUGUCGAGGUCGCGUACGAGGUCUGGAGCCCAGCCGAGGGGAUGUGGACGAUGCAUUGGGAAAGUUUUCUCUCACCCUCAUCGACACACUGGACACACUUGUGCUGUUGAAUAAGAGCCAGGAGUUUGAGGAAGCUGUGAAGCGGGUGGUGAAUGAUGUUCGACUGGACAACGACAUCGUCGUGUCUGUGUUUGAGACCAACAUCCGAGUGCUGGGAGGGUUGCUGGGAGGUCACUCCAUGGCGGUGAUGCUGAAAGACAGAGGACAGCACAUGCAGUGGUAUCGGGAUGAGCUCCUACACAUGGCGAAAGACCUGGGACUGAGACUCCUGCCUGCCUUCAACACCAGCAGCGGCUUGCCUUAUCCCCGAAUCAACCUGCGUCACGGGGUUCAGGGUCCUGAGACUCGGACAGGCACUGAGACAGACACCUGCACCGCCUGCGCAGGUACCAUCAUCCUGGAGUUCGCUGCGCUGAGCCGCUUCACUGGAGACCCCACGUUCGAGGCUCAUGCACGGAGAGCUCUCGACUUCCUGUGGGAGAAAAGGCAGAGAAACAGCAAUCUUGUGGGAACAACCAUCAAUAUCCACUCAGGGGAGUGGGUACGCAGAGACAGCGGUGUAGGAGCCGGGAUCGACUCGUAUUACGAGUACCUGCUGAAGGCUUACGUUCUGCUGGGAGACGACCAGUUACUACAGCGCUUUAAUAUUCACUAUGCAUCGAUCAUGAAGUACAUCAGUCAGCCUCCUCUGCUGCUGGACGUCCACAUCCACAAACCCCUGCUGCCUGCACGCACCUGGAUGGACUCCCUGCUUGCGUUCUUCCCCGGCCUGCAGGUGCUAAAAGGAGACAUCCGUCCGGCUAUAGAAACCCACGAAAUGCUGUAUCAGGUCACGAAGAAACACAACUUCCUCCCUGAGGCCUUCACUACAGAUUUCAGGGUUCACUGGGCGCAGCAUCCACUGAGACCCGAGUUUGCAGAGAGCACCUACUUCCUUUACAAGGCCACCAGGGACCCGUAUUACCUGGAGGUGGGACGCACCGUUCUGGAAAACCUGAACCGCUUCGCUCGUGUCCCUUGUGGCUUCGCCGCCAUGAAGGACGUGAGGACAGGAAGCCAUGAGGACCGCAUGGACUCGUUUUUCCUGGCCGAGAUGUUUAAGUAUCUGUUCCUGCUGUUCGCCGAGGAGGAGGAUUUACCCUUCGAUGUGGAGGACUACAUCUUCACCACCGAGGCUCACCUGCUCCCCUUAUCGCUCUCCAUUGCUCCUCGCUCACACCCGCCCCCUGCAGGCAACGCCACAGUACUGCAUGAUGAGGAACCUGCGGAGCUAGACGACUCAAACUUUGAAUGGACCUGUCCCAAUACCCGCCUCCUUUUUCCUGACCCCGCCUACCCACGGAACCUUCGGGAGCCAAUCAGGAGCGCGGUGGACAAGAGUUGCCCCCGCCCCACACCCCCUCGAGAGCCAGGAGUGGGUCGUGCUCCGUUGAGAGCUCAGGACUUCAUGGCUAAUAAUCCGGAGCACCUGGAGCUGCUGAAGAGGAUGGGGGUGACGCUGAUCCACCUGAAGGACGGCAGAGUGCAGCUAGUACAGCACGCUGCACAGGCGGUGAGUGCUGUAGCUGCUGAGGACGGCAUGCGCUUCAUGCAGGAGAUGAUGGAGCUCUCCAGCCAGCAGCAGAAAGAGCAGCUUCCUCCCCGCGCUGUACAGAUCAUCUCGCACCCCUUUUUCGGCAGAGUAGUACUGACCGCUGGACCUGCGCAGUUUGGAACGGACCUUUCGAAGAGAAACUUGGGGGUGCGUGGUUUUGUGACGGUGGCCGAGCCGUACUCUGGCUGCACAGAGUUGAGCAACGCCCCGUUUGUGGCUGGCCGUAUCGCUUUGCUCCAGAGGGGACAGUGCAUGUUCGCUGAGAAAGCCAGAAACAUUCAGAAGGCUGGAGCUAUCGGAGGAAUCGUCAUCGACGAUAACGAGGGCAGCAGCAGCGACACGGCACCGCUGUUCCAAAUGGCAGGAGACGGCCGGAGCACCGACGAUGUCAUUCUGCCGCUCCUCUUCCUGUUCCAUAAGGAAGGGAACAUCCUGCUGGAGGCCCUGAAGGAGCACCAGGAGGUGGAGGUGCUGCUCAGUGAGAAAGCACGGGACAGAGGUGGAGAUGAAAAGGAAGAAGGGGAGGAGGAAGAGGAGGGCUGCUGUGAGGAGGACCACAGUCACCCUGCCCCCUCGUCAACACCUGACCAAUCACAAUCCACCACUGAGGACCAAGAAGUGGCGAGUGAGGAGACAGGAAGGCUGGAGGAGGGGCUAAGCAAUGAUGUACCUCUGACUGUGGGGGAGGAGCCUGUAGAGGACGAGGAUCCUAAUGAGCAGUCGAUGGACUCGUUACUGGCGGAUUGGCAGGAGGACUUGGAGGCGUUUAAACAGAUGGAGAAGGACGAACUUUGACCUCGGAGUCCAGGGACAGGGCGGAGAACAGAGCCAUAGUUAUUUAAAGAAAAACAAAGACACUUUGGGACACACCUGGUGUACAGGACCGAAGACGAAGGCGUUAUUCUCAGGUGCUUUUUCGGGCACAGAAGUGCUCACCUGUGCAAACGUACAGUCUUUAACCUCCACCUGGAACCAAAUCCAAGACCAAACUGUCUCGUCUCGUCUUAUUGUACGUCUUCCUUCUUUCAAAUCCGUGUUGAUUAAUCCAUUGAGUUGAGUGAUGGACGUUAAUUUGAAGUGAUUUGCAGACUGAUAACGAAUAGGAGAGUUUACACAGCUGUUAAUUAUAUGUGCAGAAUCAAAAGGCCGUAUGAACUCUUUAAUGAUUCGACUGUAUGUGUGUAUAUAUAUGUGUGUGUGGUCCGUUUUUGUUUUUGUCUGUCAUUCCUGGCACAUCAACCUGAGAAUCAAACUUUCAGUUCUGAAUUUUCCUUCUUACCAAUCUUGCCUGUAAAGGAACGGUUCAUCGCAAAAGUAAGUUUACGCAAGCCGGGUUUUUUUUUUGUUUGUUUUAAGUUGUGACAAAACACGAUGUGCGCGUUUUCCAUUGAGUGAUGUUCUGCAAUUUUAAAGCUGGAUUUUCUCCUUUCGUAAUACUUUUUUUUUUCCCCCCUCCAGAAAGGUAGCAUUUCCAUUUGUUCUUUCAGAUGAUAAUGUGACUUAAAAAUACAAAAAGCAUGCCAAUUUUGUGAAAUAUUGCUUUAUCGAACCAUCUGAAAACCCUCUCAUACGAGCGUAAAAACUUUUGCCAUAUUUAAGAGUUUUGACAAAAUCCCCAUGUUUUGCAUUACGGGUUUUUUUAGUUCAUGAUUUCAGUGUGCAUUAAGCAGGUUAAUGGAAACACGAUGACCGUGGACAUGUAUACGAAUUCAAAAUCGAGUCGUACAUGAGCUGAUGGCUGACUCGGUGCUACGCGCCUCGUUGUCUAUAAUCCAUGUACGACGAGAUUGAGUGGAAGAACUGUUUUAUUCUAUCCACAUUCACUGGAUUUUGACCAACAGAGCGUUUUUAUUUUUUGCAAAUUCAGUAAAUGAAAACUUUCUCUAAGACGUCCGACAAAAUCAUUGCUGCUUAGACAGACUUCUUAAAAACCUAUUGAUGGCGGCACGAAUUGAUUUUCCAUGUUUUUUUUGUAGAAAGUGCCGCCUUACUGUCGUGUCGAGGUAUAGAACAGCUUUAGACAUUUAUUUAAUUCUUCCUUGGACAUUUCAGUUCCGUAAUUUUCAAACUUCUUUGAGCUUUUGAACCAGUCUAAAAAUAAAAAAUUAAACAGGUUUUAAUGCUUAAUGAUGAAGCAUGUAAACAAACCAGUGAAAUGACAGGAGCAAUUUGUGAAAAAUGCCAUAAUAAUAAUAAUAAUAAUAAUAAUAAUAAUAAUUUCUUGAAAAAUAAAAAAUUACAUUCUGACCAUCAAAUCCCUUUUUUAAUUUAAUUUUUUUAUUUUUGGGGGGUUUUGUUUUCGAGUAGAGUUUUUAUUAUCCUUGGCUGGUUCAGAAACAUGCUCUGCCAUUUUCUUUUUCUCUACUCGCAGUAUAUGAGCGGAUAUCCUAGUAGUAGAGUAGCCAAUCCGAGCGCAUAAUUGCUCAUAUCCAGUGAAUGUAGAUAGAAUAAAAUGACACUUUUGAUAAAUGUGUAAACAUUGGCAUGAAUUAGCAUGCAUUUCCGCCCUCUGGCUGACCUCAGAUCAUAAUCGCCAAGUCCCUAAGCAUCUCAUGGUUAUGGUGACCAAGUGUCCUCAAGUCAAGACUUCUAUUAAACGAAAGAAGCAAACAUCCGACACCAGUCAUAUUAGUUUAUCGAUAACGUUUGUGCCAAGGUGAAAAAUGUUAAAUUCGUUAUUUCGAUGAACCGUCCCUUUAACAAUUAAUUGAACUUCCCAGCUUGUGUGUGUGUGUGUGUGUGUGUUUUUGUGUUUUGUGAAAGCCAGUCAGACUAAAGAGCGUCCCCAGUUAUCAAAUCAGCUGCUAACUUGGGAAGAAGUGUCUAAAGACCAGGGCGUGUCUUUGUCUUGAGCAUUAAUCAGCCCUUAUGUUUCCUUUUGAGUAACUGACCCAAACUGACAAGAAACCCAACACCACUUCUUCUUUCGUUGCCAAACAUCAGCCCAAACCUCCUUUCAUCCUCCAGGGGGCGCCAUUUCCACCCACUGACUGAGCAGAAGAACCAGGAGCAGAGUCCAGGACAUCAGAACCUGGAUGAUCAGAAAUGACACUUUCACACUUUUGAAAUGAGACGAUAUGAAGAAAUUUGUAUGAAAAGGUGGAAAUCCGUGCACUGUGUGCAAUAAACGGUACCGGCAUGUUUGAGUUUAAUGAA
Molecule: messenger RNA, 6053 nt
Organism: Neoarius graeffei (lesser salmon catfish)
Lineage: Eukaryota; Metazoa; Chordata; Actinopteri; Siluriformes; Ariidae
Gene: edem3
Product: ER degradation enhancer, mannosidase alpha-like 3
Exons: 20
Coding region: 1068-3692 (874 amino acids)
Biological process (GO): carbohydrate metabolic process; endoplasmic reticulum mannose trimming; mannose trimming involved in glycoprotein ERAD pathway
Cellular component (GO): endoplasmic reticulum; membrane
Molecular function (GO): mannosyl-oligosaccharide 1,2-alpha-mannosidase activity; calcium ion binding
Source: RefSeq, a predicted model, not a curated record